Messenger RNA from Mya arenaria, 3721 nucleotides. RefSeq lists its product as uncharacterized. Lineage: Eukaryota; Metazoa; Mollusca; Bivalvia; Myida; Myidae. The record is from RefSeq and is a predicted model, not a curated record. The coding region runs from base 2708 to 3256 and encodes 182 amino acids. The transcript has a single exon.
UAUUCUUUAAACAAAGGAGCUUUACUUACUGUUACUAUUAAUCUCAGUUUUAUGAACACCUGGUUAGUUUGUGCACAUGCUCCAAUUUAAAAUGUUGUAGCUUCAGACAUCAGGUAAAGAAAAUCAUAUUAAAGAUCAUACAAAGAUAUAUUAUUAAAAUAUGUUGGCAAAACUGUACAGAUUUUCCAAACUUCAUACAGGUGAUCCCUUGAACCACAGACCCAGGGCAUAAUUGAAGGAAUGUGGAAAUAAACAACUAGAAGAUGCUACAUACCUGCUGAUUACCGACUACCAAUCCUAUUGGCCUUGCAGCAAAAUUCAAUUUAUUGCCUAAGAAAUAAAUUUAUUUAUGAUACUUUCAAGGGAUCUAACUCAUCACUCAGUAAAUUAUAAGUACCGAAUUUCCAAUUUUGAUAGUAUUAUUUAAACGUCUCGUCUUGCUGAUCUCACAACGUAAUAAUUUCACAGAUAAUUUAUGCAAAACCGGACUACGCAGUAUUUUCACAAGCCUUUAAUUUCAAGUUAAUUAAGGAUUGAAGGUAUUAAGUGAUUGUUUUUUGAUGGAUUUCAAUUGAUACAUUGAUUUAUCUACGGAUAUAAGAGUUUGGGCAGUAUUGUCCCGCUACGAACAUAUUUCUUCAAUUCUUUGUGUGUUUACGUAACAGAAACUUCGAAUGUGAACAAAGACAAUGGAUGUUUUGAUUUUGGGCGAUUCCCACGUGAGAAGACUUCAUCGUUUACUCCUCGAGGAUGACAGCUCGGUGGCAGACGCUUUUCGUUUGUCUCAUGGUCAGUCCAUUGGCCUAUUUGGACUCAGUGGUGGUCGCUACACUAACAGUCGUGUUAUCUGCUCCUUUGAAAGGAAGUUAUCGUUAUAUUCACCGAGCUUUGUUAUCAUGAUGAUUGGGGGAAACGACAUUGACUGUGCGAAUGGCUUAUUGGAUCCCCAUUUAUUAGUGUUGCGCAUGGAAGCCCUGAUGUCGCUAUGGGCAACCCGCUUUCACAUCCGAGGGAUUUUUAUUCUUCAGCUACUUCCGCGACGAACCACAAGGAACAUUCGUGUCGUGGAAACGAGGCGGUGGUCUUCUUUAAUCGUGCCCUGAAAGCUGAAUGUGGACGACAGGACAGUAUUCACUACUGGAAAGUGCGACGUCUCUCGGACCCCUCCAAGACUCUUCCUGGAUGGUGUACAUCUGAAUGCCAGAGGACUCAAUAUUUUGUUCCACAGCAUUCGGGGGGCUGUCAUUCGGUGUUGGCCACUACAUUAACUUUGUCAUUUACUCGGCUCCUGCCGAAUGUGACCACAUACAUAGAGACUUUAUCAUUUUAUUUCAUUCCCAUUGCGCAUGUCUACAUUGGUUUUUGUUUUGUUUUGUUUUCUUAAGUUUCCGCUAUUUUUCUAGCUUAUGGUACUUAUACCACAAUUCCUAAUUUCAUGCGCAUCCUGCACAUUAAUUUAAAACCGAUUAACGUCAAAUAAUUUAAUUUUUGUUUCAUUGCUAUAACAUUCACAAUUGACUGUCUUUAUUCCCUUACAAUUUUAGCAUCUACCGGUUCGGCUUUCCUCCAAAUGUCAUGCUAUUUGUAGGAUCUGUUUAGAGUGGAUAUGUGUAUAUAUAUUUUCAUACAUAUGGUUGUAUAUUUAUAUAUAUAUAUACGUGUAUGUGUGUUUAUUUAUGUAGGUAUAUAUGUGUAUCUAACUCCAAGUUUAUAUAUUAGGCUCCCGAUUCUGGAGUUCAGCUUGAUUUUUGCUCUAUGGGCUAUUGGGGCCGAUUGUUGAUUAUAACUCUAUUGUAGAGUAUGGCUAUUAGGGCAGUUGUUUGAUUUUUACUCUAUUGUAGAGUAUGGCUAUUGGGGCCGAUUGUUGAUUUUUACUCUAUUGGGGAUACGGCUAUUGGGGCCGAUUGUUGAUUUUUACUCUAUUGUAGAGUCUGGCUAUUGGGGCCCGAUUGUUGAAUUUUACUCUAUUGUAAAGUAUGGCUACUGGGGCCGAUUGUUGAUUUUUACUCUAUUGUAGAGUGUGGCUAUUGGGGCCCGAUUGUUGAAUUUUACUCUAUUGUAAAGUAUGGCUACUGGGGCCGUUUGUUGAUUUUUACUCUAUUGUAGAGUAUGGCUAUUGGGGCCGAUUGUUGAUUUUUACUCUAUUGUAAAGUAUGGCUACUGGGGCCGACUGUUGAUUUUUACUCUAUUGUAGAGUCUGGCUAUUGGGGCCCGAUUGUUGAAUUUUACUCUAUUGUAAAGUAUGGCUACUGGGGCCGAUUGUUGAUUUUUACUCUAUUGUAGAGUAUGGCUAUUGGGGCCGAUUGUUGAUUUUUACUCUAUUGUAGAGUAUGGCUAUUGGAGCCAAUUGUUGAUUUUUACUCUAUUGUAGAGUGUGGCUAUUGGGGCCGAAUUUUGAUUUUACUCUAUUGUAGAGUGUGGCUAUUGGGGCCGAUUGUUGAUUUUUACUCUAUUAGGGAGUAUGGCUAUUGGGGCCGAUUGUUGAUUUUUACUCUAUUGUAGAAUAUGGCUAUUGAGGCCGAUUGUUGAUUUUUACUUUAUUGUAGAGUGUGGCUAUUGGGGCCGAAUUUUGAUUUUACUCUAUUGUAGAGUGUGGGUAUUGGGGCCGAUUGUUGAUUUUUACUCUAUUAGGGAGUAUGGCUAUUGGGGCCGAUUGUUGUUUUUACUCUAUUGUAGAGUUUGGCUAUUGGGGCCGAUUGUUGUGGAGAUGGGCGUCAUCAAGCCGCCAGCAUUGACAACUCCAACCGUCCCUAUGCCCUCAGAUCCAGACACUCUACAUCGGUUGCGGACUUCAGCCGGUGCCCAUGCUACAGCUAACAAUCCAGACAUAACACCCCUUGAUGCAACAAACUCAAUUCCGGCUCCCCCCACGCUCGCCACUUCUUCUGGCGCUCAAGGUAUUUCGCUUACUGCGGGAGUGGACCUGAAGUUGAAGGCCAAGAUAUGGGGCGAGCAGUUCAUUUCAUUUCGGGCAUUAAUUUCCUCAAAGGAAUCUGGUCAACCCUCAAUACGCCAAUCCAGCGAGGGAAUUAUCUCCUUUCAUAAAGCUGACCAGGAAGAGAUCAAAUCAAUGGAAGCCUGGCAGAAGGCCUUCGCCAUUUUCGUGGCGGUGUAUACAGAAAAGAACACUGGAUGCAUAGCUUCCUUAAUGAAGUACUCAUCUAUCAUACAAGACCUGGCCAGACAAGUCGGCCCUUAUGUUGCUUUACAGUAUGACGUACGCUUUAGAAAAGCUCGCGAAGACAACCCAGUUUGACAUUCAUGGGACCUUCCAAAUUCGAAACUUUAUAAUAAGGCGUUAGCUGAAGGACUGUGUUAUCGUUUUCAAUCCUCACCAUCUCAAGGUUCCUUUCGUGGCCGGGUGGGCGGCCAACAAUGUUACCAGUUCAACAACGCCACGUGCAGUAGAUUACGAUGUCGGUACGCGCACACCUGUCAAGUUUGUAGGGGACCACAUCCCAAACGCAUGUGUGCUAAACACAAACAUGGAGCCUCCAGUUCGCAUCAAGAACCAGCUUCUAAGCCGUCAGCGCCUAACCCAAACUGACCAAAAGCAUUCAACAAACAAGAGAUGUUUGUCAAACAUUAUGCCCCCCCUGAGCGCCAUGUUGUCAGGAUUAUAUGGACAAUUGAAUGAAAUAUGCAUGGACCGAAAUGACAGCUGAUUUGUUGCCGUUAAGGCAAUUUUAAGAUUAUGACCAUUAAAGUGUGAGGAUAGAGU